Lachancea fermentati is the source of this 312-nucleotide messenger RNA. NCBI's taxonomy places the organism in Eukaryota, Fungi, Ascomycota, Saccharomycetes, Saccharomycetales, Saccharomycetaceae. The record is from the annotation of a GenBank genome assembly.
AUGAAGGAGGAAAAAAGGAAACCUAAUGAACUCAAGAGCUCAAGUAAAGACACCACAAAGAUUCAAAGGGUUCCCGAGAAAGAUUCCAAUGAGUCCAAGGGCAUUAGUAAGAACAAAAACGAUAACAGCACCAUGGAACUAGGGGAAAGAAGCAUAUUUUAUGACGUUGAAUGGAAUCCUCAGGGUGUUGCACCUUUUGGUCUGCGAAAUAUUCCAUAUAACCCCCGAACAUUUAAGGUGAAGGAACCGGUUGAAGCUAUACUCUGUGAUUUAAAAGAUAUCCCUGUUCCUUCUUCAUCAGAGCGAAAAUAA